Messenger RNA from Quercus robur (English oak), 2646 nucleotides. Its product is annotated as transcription repressor KAN1. The transcript has 6 exons. Bases 732 to 2048 code for a protein of 438 amino acids. Lineage: Eukaryota; Viridiplantae; Streptophyta; Magnoliopsida; Fagales; Fagaceae. The record is from RefSeq and is a predicted model, not a curated record. Gene Ontology annotation, cellular component: nucleus. Gene Ontology annotation, biological process: regulation of DNA-templated transcription; abaxial cell fate specification. Gene Ontology annotation, molecular function: transcription cis-regulatory region binding.
AGAGCGAGGAGAGUGGGGGAAAAGGAAUCACACAUGAGGUUUUCUUUCUCUCUCUAACAUUUUUUAACCCGUCGCCUCCGGGGAAGGGAAAUCCAAAGUGACCAUAUAUUUUUGGUGCAUUUUAUGGGUUUUGACCAUAUAGAGAGACAGAGAAAAAGAGAGAGAGAGAGAGAGAGAGAGAAAGACCUUGUGUUCUCUUCUUCUUCUUCUUCUAGUGUCAUUUUCCAAGAUAUACUCUCAAGGAACACCGGACUUAUAUCCCCCUCCUUUCCUUCCCUUGCCUUUCUGAAUUUCUUUUUUCGUUUUUUUUUUUUUUAUCUUCUUCCUUUGCUUAGCAACAAAUAUAUGUACAAUAAUAUUAUAUAAUAAAAAAAAUUGCUAUCUCUUUUAUCUCCUCCCUAUCCCUACAUCUCUCCCUUUUUCUUGAACAUGUCUGUUUGUUUUAGAAGAUAGAAGAUUUUUCUUUUUCUUUUUUACUUUGCUUUGCUUCAAGUCCCUUUGAGUUCUCCGCCUUUUGUCUUAAAAAGCAUAUCAAGCUUGCAGUAGUUCUAGCUCUUUCAUAGCUUUCCAUAUAUUCUUGGAGGAAAAAGAAGAAGAAAUUCAAGGAGAGUUCAAAAAAAAUUGAAGACCCACUUGUGAAAUAGUUCCAAUUUCUUUAGUUUCUUUAGAAUAAAGUUGAAUUAAUCAAAGGAAAUUAAGCUAUUCCUAUUCCAUUUGGUAAAGGGGGGUCAAUGAAAAUGCCCUUGAAUGGGAUUUUCAUUGAACCAUCUUCAACCUCACUUCCUGAUCUUUCACUACACAUCAGUCCUCCUAAUCCUUCUUCUUCUUCACAAAUUUGCAAUACUAGCAAUGAAGUAGACUCUAGGAGGACAACUGAGUCCCAAGCUCAUACUGAGCUCUCUUUAGGGAGGAAUUUCACAACACCUAACCCUUACCAACAACAAAGGCAUCUUGUUCAUCAUCAUCACCACCCUAACAAUCGGUUAAACCACAUGAACCAUGGAGUACUCGAUGUGUCCUCUGACGGGUUAAAGCCGAUCAAAGGGAUUCCGGUCUAUCAACACCACCGUUCAUUUCCUUUCUUGCCUAUGGACCAAGUCCACACAACAAGAGACAAGGAAGCUAAGAUGUGCUACUAUCAAAUGCCUUCUAAUAAUCCCUCUCUGUGCACUUCCUCCUCGUCUGUGUCUCACGCUCACUCAUCACCUUAUGGAGGGGGUUUGGAUGCCAUGUCAAUCUUAAGCUCGGGGCCUAAUGCGUCGUCCUUGGCCGCAGCUUAUAAUCGUUUAGGGACUGCAGCUGCCACAAGGUUUAAUGGGCUUUCAACAGAUGCUUUCAAAUCUCACCAAUUGCACCAUCAUCAUCACCAUAAUCAGUAUGGGGUAGGACCUUCAGAGGUUCCUCAUGGGAUUGGGAUGAUGAGAUCGAGAUUUAUGCCUAAGCUUCCAACAAAGAGGAGUAUGAGAGCACCAAGAAUGCGCUGGACAAGCACUCUCCAUGCUAGAUUUGUUCACGCUGUUGAGCUUCUUGGUGGCCAUGAAAGAGCUACACCAAAAUCAGUUCUUGAGCUCAUGGAUGUGAAGGAUCUCACAUUAGCGCAUGUAAAAAGCCAUUUACAGAUGUAUCGAACUGUUAAGACCACUGACAAACCUGCAGCUUCCUCAGGCCAAUCAGAUGGAUCUGGAGAGGAUGAUAUCUCACCAAUUGGGAGCAAUAGUGAGCUUGGCCUACGUCCUUCAUACAAUGAUCAAAGAGGACCGUCUGACCAUCGUCCUGUGCAACAAGAUCAUUUACUUGACUAUGCUUCCACCACUCUUUGGAGUAACUCUUCAAGUAAUAGAGACGCAUGGGCACAAGCUAACUCCAAUGAAGUAGAGGUGCUAAGACCAGCAUCCUUUGAUUCACAACAAAGAUCAAGAGGGCACCAUAUACAGGAAUGUGAUUCAACCCAACUGAAGAGCUACUUAGGGUCAACUUUGGAUUGCAAGAACCCAAGCUUGGAGUUCACAUUAGGAAGACCAGAUUGGCAGGGCAAAGAACAUGACUAAUUCAUGACUAUCUCCUCUUUGUCUUGUUUCUGAUUUUGCAUUCCUUGAUGACUAGUUAAUUAUCUUCAUGAAUGAGAAGUCAUAGAUAUAUAGAAGGGUGUUUGUGAGGAAGAGGAAACCAUAGUUCUAGUGUUAAUGCAAAUUGAAUCUUUCGAUUGGACGUGGAACCUAUUUUGGGGCUUGUUAUGAGUGGCUAAAGUUUAUGUGAUAGAAAAAUAUGGAAAAUAAGAAAUAGUAGAAGUGCACACAGGAAAAGAGAAUCACAUAAUAAGGGGAGCUAAUUCUAGUCACUUUUAAAGACUAUUCCUGUCCUAUUGGCUUUAUCUGGGUAGAGACCAAUUAGUAUGUGAUACAGGUAAGCACGACCAUGCUAAUCAUCUUUCAAGUUUCAAAGUAAGCGAGUAACUAAUUAAUUUAUUCAUGGUUAUGAAAGUUGGCUGAGCACUUUCUUCCAAAUCAACUAUACAUAAUGCUGGUUUGUACUCUAUAGCCAAUUGUAAUGCUGGUUUCCAUUGUUGUCUGAUUACUUGUAAGUUUGUAACCUGAUCACUUGUAAAGCGAAAAUUGAUAAUAAAAAUGGGAUCAUUCCAAUUUCAAA